CCCUCGCUAGCAUGCUGUGGUCGGGCGAGUGCUGAGAACAAACUUCUAGAGCUUGCUCAUGAGAUCGCAGAAGGCAGGAAAUCAGGGAAGGCAGAGUGCGAGAGUGAGCAAGCGAGACUGUGCUGGUGCCAUUCCCUGAUGUGAGGACAGGCUGGGCUGCUGUCCGGGAGGUUGUUUCCAUGGUCUACACCCCAAGGAUGGAGACUAGCAUGUGACUGGGAAGGUGCUUUCACUCACUGGCCAUGGAAAUCUGAAAACAGCUCAUCCACAUCUCACGCCAAGCAGGGACCAUGGGCUGUUGCUGUAGUUCUGACCAUGAAGAUGACUGGAUUGAGAACAUUGACAUCUGUGAGCACUGCAAUUACCCCAUAGACCCAGCUACUAAAUCCCAGAGGCUGAUACGCAACGGCUCCGAGAUGCGCGAUCCUCUGGUGUCCUAUCAAACGGGGACACCGCCCUGCUCCCCUUUCCAAGAUAAACUGGUGAUUGCUUUGUAUGACUAUGAACCCACUCAUGAUGGGGACCUGGGGCUCCAGAAAGGGGAGAAGCUCCGAAUACUGGAAGAGAGUGGGGAGUGGUGGAAAGCCCAGUCGCUCACCACUGGCCAGGAAGGUGUUAUUCCCUAUAACUUUGUCGCUAGGGUGAAUAGCCUGGAGCCAGAACCCUGGUUCUUCAAGAACCUCAGCAGGAAGGAUGCAGAGAGGCAGCUCCUUGCUUCUGGGAACACCCACGGCUCCUUCCUGAUCCGGGAGAGUGAAUCCACCAAAGGCUCCUAUUCCCUGUCAGUGAGAGAUUUUGACCAAAACCAGGGGGAGAUGGUGAAGCACUACAAGAUCCGAAACAUGGACAAUGGGGGGUACUACAUCUCCCCCCGCAUCACCUUUGGCAGCCUGCACGAGCUUGUGGAGCAUUACACACGUAACACCGAUGGCCUGUGCACCCGCCUCGGCAAGCCCUGCCAGACCCAGAAGCCGCAGAAGCCCUGGUGGCAAGAUGAAUGGGAGGUUCCCCGGGAGACACUCAAGCUAGUGGAGAGGCUGGGAGCAGGGCAAUUUGGAGAGGUCUGGAUGGGUUACUAUAAUGGUCACACCAAGGUGGCCAUUAAGAAUUUGAAGCAAGGCAGCAUGUCUCCCAGUGCUUUCCUGGCUGAAGCCAACCUCAUGAAGAACCUGCAGCACCCCCGGCUGGUGCGGCUGUACGCGGUGGUGACUCAAGAGCCCAUUUACAUCAUCACAGAGUACAUGGAGAAAGGAAGCCUGGUGGAUUUCCUCAAAACCUCUGAAGGAAUAAAACUGACAGUCAACAAGCUGCUGGAUAUGGCAGCACAGAUUGCCGAGGGAAUGGCUUUCAUUGAGGCAAAGAAUUACAUCCACCGCGACUUGCGAGCUGCCAACAUCCUGGUGUCAGAGACCCUCUGCUGCAAGAUCGCCGACUUUGGGUUAGCUCGGCUCAUAGAGGACAAUGAGUACACUGCCAGGGAGGGAGCCAAAUUCCCCAUUAAGUGGACGGCACCCGAAGCUAUUAAUUAUGGUACAUUCACCAUCAAAUCUGACGUCUGGUCCUUUGGGAUCCUCCUCACAGAGAUCAUCACCUAUGGCCGGAUCCCCUAUCCAGGGAUGACGAACCCAGAAGUGAUACAGAAUUUGGAGCGGGGCUACCGAAUGCCUCAGCCAGAUAACUGCCCAGAGGAGCUGUACGAACUGAUGAAGAAAUGCUGGAAGGAGAGGCCAGAGGACCGUCCCACCUUUGAGUACAUGAAGAGUGUGCUCGAGGACUUCUUUACUGCCACUGAGGGCCAGUACCAACAGCAGCCAUGAUGGAAUGGGGCUAGAGGCAUCCUCACGUCAGGAUGGGCGGAGGGGAACAGCCCCUAUGCAUUAGCUCGUCAGAAACUUUAUGCAGAUCAGGCCUUGGCAUUUGGAUCACAGCAAAUGUUGGCAGGACCUCAGCUCUCCCUCCGUCAAUAGCAAAGAUGCAUGUUCCUGGAGCACGCUCAGCCAGCAGACCUUGCCUCAAAGCAGACCAGAGGCACUGAGUUGACAAGUGUUUUGACCCAAGAUGCUGCUAGAUCUCUUUCUGAGCUCCCUCUGCAAGUAUGCACGUGCUACUUUACCCAUCUCAGUGCCAUGUGCAUACUGGCUUCAUGCUCACUCACAAUGCAUCUGUCCAGAUAACCACACAGAUACAUGGCCAUGCAGAUGGUCAUUGCCUGGACCAUAUUUGUUCCUGCGGGCCUAGACACACCCAUGCUAUACAGACAGAGUGUACUCCUAGCGAGAGGCACUGUCAAGUCUUAUAAACUUCUCUCUGGCAACUAUAAUCACAAAUUUGAUCUGAAAAUAACAUAGGGGCCAAACUUGCUUACAGUCUCAGAUAAUGCUCAGAACACAAGAACAAUCGCACUGGAUCAGCUGGACCCCAUCUCAGCACUGAUUUUCCACAAUGAGAUGCUCAAAGGGCUACAAAGUGGAACUCCCUGUGUCCCGUCCACCCCCAAGUUCCCCCUGCAAUAUUUCUUUGGUGGUUUUUUAUUCCUUUCAGUAGUGGAGAUGGAUGGUAUAUCAAUGCCAAGGUGUUUUGCAUGAACAUGCCAGCUGUGUGACUGGAAGCUGUCCAAGGCUGGGGCUGUGAUCAAGGCAUGCAAAUAGCUGCACUCACCACAGGUACUGUAGAAGGACACAGGGCCCAUUGUGCAAUGCAACAGGGGCAAAACCUCUUCACAUUUAGAGCUCAGAUCCCUGGAAGAUGGUGUAUAGGACACCACUGUUCAUGUCUGUUGGUCCCAAGGUCACCAAAGCAGUCAUUCUCUGUACUGCUGACUUAUCUUUCUUCACUCUGAAACCACACUGCUGGACUCUGACUAGUGCCAUUCACACCAACAACCUUUUAGAGAGUUUGGUAAAGUAAUUACCAGAUUCAACCAUGUUAUGAAAGGGAGAAAGGAGUUUACAGUCGUGAAGAAAAAGUGCUGAUUGCAGCUCAGAUGAUCGGGCUAGGUACAGAUGUUCAGAAAAGCCUGAAGUGGGAGCAACCUAAGUUACGUGGUUUUCUGUAAGCAGUAUAAUUUAAGUCAGUAGCAAACAGAACACGUGUUCGCUUUCUGAUGCGGGGGGAGGGCAAAUCUCAGACUGGGGUCCGCCAGUUUUAAACCGGUCAGUGUGUCUAACUUCUGUUAUGGGUAUAGGCUGGUUUCCAAUCACUUAUACCAGUAAAAGUGCAAUGUCUGUACAUGGUCUCAGUGAGAAGUAGAGAUGCACAGGACUCUGCUCCAACCAGCAAGACUGCUUUGGUUACCCCAAACCCCAGACACUGGCAUUCUGUAAUAUACUUAGAGAUGGACUUAAACAGCACCAUUUAGAUCCAGAACCGUAGCCUUUCAGAAUUGGCACCAGACCAGCAGGGGUGGGAGUGUGAGGCUCUAGGUAGGCCCAUCAGGGAAGGGUUUCAGCAUAGUCUCACUAAAGGCUUGCUCACCAGAAACCCACCCAGAUUUUUGGUUUAGGAAUGAGCUAUCCUGAAUGACCAGACGUUCAUUGUAAGAUUUUUCUUUCUCCAUUUCAUUGUAAAGCCCUGUCCUGUAUUGCUGUUUUACUUUCAUUAAACAACAAAGUAAUGAU
Gavialis gangeticus (Gharial) is the source of this 3617-nucleotide messenger RNA. RefSeq names its product LCK proto-oncogene, Src family tyrosine kinase (gene LCK). The record is from RefSeq and is a predicted model, not a curated record. Gene Ontology annotation, biological process: B cell receptor signaling pathway; T cell differentiation; protein phosphorylation. The transcript has 13 exons. Gene Ontology annotation, molecular function: signaling receptor binding; ATP binding; non-membrane spanning protein tyrosine kinase activity. Gene Ontology annotation, cellular component: extrinsic component of cytoplasmic side of plasma membrane. Bases 291 to 1817 code for a protein of 508 amino acids. NCBI's taxonomy places the organism in Eukaryota, Metazoa, Chordata, Crocodylia, Gavialidae.